AUGAGCAAGCGGAACCAGGUGUCCGAUAUGCGGCCCACGGAGCCCGCGCUCCUAUUGCGCUUCAAGGACGGGUCGGAAACCAAGGUGAGCCCGAGCGAGUUGUGCCAGAGAAUCCAGUCUCAGCUCCCAGAUGAAGAUGGUGAUCACAGUGACGAAGAAUAUGAAGAGCCCCAAGUGGUAGUUUUAAAAAAGGGAGAUUUGACAGCUGAAGAAGUCAUGAAGAUUAAAGCGGAAAUAAAGGCUGCCAAAGCAGAUGAAGAACCAGCUCCAGUUGAUGGAAGAAUCGUGUACAGAAAACCAGUUACGUGCCCCUCAGAUGAAAAAUAUUCAGGUUUAACAGCAAAUUCGAAAAAGAAGAAAGCAAAUGAAGAUGAAGUAAAUAAGCAGGACUCGGUUAAAAAGAACUUGCAAAAGAAAAUAAAAAACAGUAGCCUUCUUUCUUUUGGCAAUGAAGAUGAAAAUGAUUAA
This is a messenger RNA of Castor canadensis (American beaver), 468 nucleotides long. RefSeq lists its product as uncharacterized. The record is from RefSeq and is a predicted model, not a curated record. NCBI's taxonomy places the organism in Eukaryota, Metazoa, Chordata, Mammalia, Rodentia, Castoridae.